AUGCCUAGUUCAGAUUCAAUUAAUAGGAUAAGUUAUGUAUCCUUGGUUACCAGUGUAGUUGAACAAUUUAACGAUGCAUUCAAAUUCUAUUCAGCUUUAGGAUUUAGAUUAACUAAGAAUUUCUCAAGAGUUUCAACCAAUGGUUCAGCAUCAGGUAGUCAUGAUCCAAAAUUGUUAUUGGGUGUUUCUCAUGAUUCAUUAAAAGAAGUUUGGUUGGAAUCUUAUCCAUUACAAGAAGUUGAUGAAAAUGGAAAUAUCCGUCCAUGGCAAGAAAUGGAAGUUUACGAUGGUGACAAUUCUGAAAAAUUGACUGAAUCAACUGUUAUCAAGAUUAGAUUAUCAAAUGAAUUAUUACCCCUUGAAGCUUGUUUGCUUCAAAAACAAUUUGUAUUUUUCACUACCGAAUUAAAAUCAAUUGAAGAAAGAUUAAACAAAAUUAAUGUUAAAGUUGGUAAAAUCGGAGAUAAUAUCAUUGUUACAGAAGAUCCAAUUGGCAAUAUUAUUAGUUUUUCAAAUACCAAAAAUGAAUUGUGCAAGAAGACAUUCAAAUCUGCUGAAGAAUAUAUUGACAUUGCCUGUGAUAAAAUCUUAUCUGAAAGAAAGCAAGUUGAAUUGGCUAAAGAAUUAUUAGUUGAAGAAUCUGCUUCAAACAGAAAGACCAAGAAAAAGAUUGGUGUUAUGACAUCAGGUGGUGAUGCCCCAGGUAUGAAUCCAGCUGUUCGUGCCGUUGUCAGAGCUGGUAUUUACUAUGGAUGUGAUGUUUAUGCCGUUUACGAAGGUUACGAAGGUUUAGUUAAAGGUGGUGAUCUUUUGAAAAAGAUGGAAUGGGCUGAUGUUCGUUCUUAUAUGUCACUUGGUGGUACUUCUAUUGGUACUGCCAGAUGUAUGGAAUUUAGACAACGUGAAGGUAGAUUACAAGGUGCUUAUAAUAUGAUUAUCAAUGGUAUUGAUGCCUUGGUUGUUUGUGGUGGUGAUGGUUCCUUAACUGGGGCUGAUUUGUUCAGAAGUGAAUGGCCAUCACUUGUUCAAGAAUUGGUUGAUACCGGUAGAUUGACUUCAGAACAAGUUGCUCCUUAUAGACAUCUUACCAUUGUUGGUUUGGUUGGUUCUAUUGAUAAUGAUAUGUCUGGUACUGAUGUUACUAUUGGUGCUUUUUCAUCAUUGGAAAGAAUCACUGAGAUGGUUGAUUAUAUUGGUGCCACUGCUGCUUCCCAUUCUCGUGCUUUUGUUGUCGAAGUUAUGGGUAGACAUUGUGGUUGGUUAGCCUUGAUGUCUGGUAUUGCCACUGGUGCUGAUUUUAUUUUCAUUCCAGAAAGACCACCAAAAGCUGGCUUGUGGAAAGAACAAUUGAAAGAAGUUUGUUUAAGACACAGAGCUAAUGGUAGAAGAAAGACCACUGUUAUUGUUGCUGAAGGUGCCAUUGAUGAUGAAUUGAACCCAAUUACUUCUGAAGAAGUUAAAAAAGUGAUGGUUGAUUUAGGUUUAGAUACCAGAAACACCAUUUUAGGUCAUGUUCAAAGAGGUGGUACUGCUGUCGCUUAUGAUAGAAGAUUGGCUACUUUACAAGGGGUUGAAGCCAUUAAAGCUGUUUUGGAAAACACCCCAGAAACCCCAUCUCCAAUGAUUGGUGUUUUGAACCACAAGAUUGUUAGAACUCCAUUAGUUGAUGCUGUUAAACAAACUAAAGCUGUUGCUGAAGCCAUUGAAAACAAGGAUUUCGACAAGGCUAUGAGUUUGAGAGACAACAAUUUCUAUGAUGCUUAUAGAUACUUCCGUGAUAUUUCCAUUUAUGAUGACGGAAAGGACAAACUUGUUGAUGAAAGUAAAAGAUUGAAUGUUGCCAUUGUUCACGUUGGUGCCGCCUCUGCAGGGUUGAAUGCUGCUACAAGAGCCCUUGUUUUAUACAGUCUUUCACGUGGUCACAACUUGUAUGCUAUUCAAGAUGGUUUCCAUGGUUUAGUUAAUGGACACAUCAAGAAAUUGAAUUGGUUAGAUGUUGAAGGAUGGCAUAAUCUUGGUGGUUCUGAAAUUGGUACUAAUAGAUCAUUACCAUCUCAAGAUUAUGGUAAAGUUGCUUACAACUUACAAAAAUACAAUAUUCAAGGUUUGAUUAUUGUUGGUGGUUUUGAAGCUUUUACCUCAUUACACGAAUUGACUAAACAAAAGGAAAACUACCCAGUAUUUAAGAUUCCAAUGGUUGUUGUUCCAGCUACUGUUUCUAAUAAUGUCCCAGGUUCUGAAUAUUCUCUUGGUUCUGAUACUUGUUUGAAUCAAUUGGUUUCUUAUUGUGAUGCUGUUCAACAAUCUGCUUCAUCUACCAGAAGAAGAGUUUUUGUUGUUGAAGUUCAAGGUGGACAUUCCGGUUAUGUUGCCUCAUAUUGUGGAUUGAUCACUGGUUCAUUGGCUACUUAUACUCCAGAAACCAAGAUUAAUUUGAAACAAUUACAAGAUGAUAUUGAAUUAUUACGUAAAGUUUUUGCUACUGAUCGUGGUGAAGAUCACAAUGGUACUUUACUUGUUAGAAAUGAACAAGCAAGUUCUGUUUAUUCAACUGAAUUGGUUGCUGAUAUAAUUAAAGAAAAUGCCAACAAAAGAUUUGAAACUAGAACAGCAAUUCCAGGUCAUGUUCAACAAGGUUUUACUCCUACUGCAAAUGAUCGUGUUAUGGCUGUUAGAUUUUCUUUGAAGGCUUUUGAAUUUAUUGAAGGUUGGAAUAAAUGUUACACUAAAGAAGACAGCAAACUUAGUGCCGAAGACAUUGGUGAACACGCCCAUGUUGUUAUUGGUAUUCAUGGUGAUGUUGUUGAAUUUACCGAUGUUGAACAUUUGUAUAAGAAUGAAGCUAACAUUUCAUUGAGAAAAGGUAACACUAUUCAUUGGAAUGAUAUGAUUGAAGUUUCUAAUAUAUUGAGUGGUAAAUUGUUAUUAGAAAAAGAAGGUAGAUUCUAA
Molecule: messenger RNA, 2949 nt
Organism: Candida tropicalis MYA-3404
Lineage: Eukaryota; Fungi; Ascomycota; Pichiomycetes; Serinales; Debaryomycetaceae
Gene: PFK1
Product: 6-phosphofructokinase subunit alpha
Exons: 1
Coding region: 1-2949 (982 amino acids)
Biological process (GO): fructose 6-phosphate metabolic process; canonical glycolysis; fructose 1,6-bisphosphate metabolic process
Cellular component (GO): cytoplasm; 6-phosphofructokinase complex; mitochondrion
Molecular function (GO): monosaccharide binding; AMP binding; identical protein binding
Source: RefSeq, a predicted model, not a curated record